UGCGAAAUGCGAAUCAAAAUGUCAGUUUGUCAAUAAAUUGCGAAAUGUGAAUUGUGGCGGCAAUACGCGUGGUAGAGUCGCGGCUUAUAAACAUAAACAUUAUUUUCUUUAGUUAUUUUGUUUGGAAGAAACGUGUAAUAUAAAAUGUUGUAACUUUUUUAUACUUUCAUGAUCCUUUUACAAUUUAUUACAAUAUUAAAAUGGAUGUGACAAGUUCAGAUGAAUCUUCGUAUAAGGUGGAAACAAGGAGACCAUGGUACACAUACAUAACAGUGGAACCAGUCAUGUUCCUAUACAUGAUGGCGUUUAUGAUAACCAAUGUGAUAGAACAGACAUUCUAUCUGUUCCGAGCUUGUACAGUGAACCAUGGCUAUAGUGAUGAUAUAUGCUACAAUAUUAGCGAAUAUGAUGAUAUUAACAAGGAAGUGCAGGUGACGGCGUCAGUGUUCCACCAAUGGAACGGAGUGGCCGGUCACAUAGUGCCUCUGCUGCUGGCGUUCUUCCUCGGCACCUACAGCGACAAGCGCGGCAGGAAGGUCAUCAUAUUGGCCGGUCUCAUCGGGAAACUCUACUUCUCCGUUAUGAUCACGUUCAUAACCACUAACUCGUGGCCGGUGGAAUACAUCAUAUAUUUCGCGGCUUUCCCCAGCGCACUGACCGGCUCGGACUUGGCCAUAUUCGCUGGAUGCUUCGCGUACUUAGCCGACGUAUCUUCGGUCAAGAAUCGAACCUUGCGAGUGGGAAUACUGGAUGCCGUGUACUUGAGCACUAUGCCUACGGGGAUAGCUCUGGGUAACCUAAUAUACACGAAGCUAGUGCAUCGCUCGUUUACAGCCAUGUUCGCCAUAAACUCGUGCCUCAUGGCGCUGGCAACACUGCACUGCCUGCUGUUCCUCGAGUGGCAGACACGAAGCGAGCAGGUGUCCCUAACGGACGCCGGUAUACGCAACCCGAUAAAGGAUUUCUUCGAUCUGAAUAAUAUAAAGCAAACGUUUGUGACGCUGAGCAAGCGCAGGCCGAACAAUAAGCGGAUGUUCCUGUGGUUUCUGCUCAUUUCGAUGGCGUUUUACACUUUUCAACGUGACGAAAAGGCAGUGCUAUAUCUCUACACUUCUAAAGUAUUCAAAUGGGACUCGUCCAACUACAGCAACUUCAAAACCUAUUUAAACACUUGCUACGUAAUAUUUACGCUUUUCGGGAUACCGCUUAUGACUAAAGUACUGGAAUGGAGGGACACGAUGAUAGUGAUGCUAGGUGCGCUGGCGCACAUGGGGGGACACUUCAUAUACGCGCAGGCGCAGAGCGCGCACCUCAUGUACGUGGGCGCCAGCGCCGCCGCGCUCGGCCCCUGUGUCGUGUCCCUCAUACGAUCCAUGACGAGCAAGGUGCUGACACCUAGCGAGCGAGGUGUCGCCUUCGCAUUCCUCUCGGUGAUGGAGAACGCGGUGGGAAUGUUCGCGUCGAUAGUGUACUCGCAGCUUUAUAAGGCGACGCUGGACACCGAGCACAUCAACUCGAUAUUCUACCUGACAAUGUGCACACAGGCUGUGGUCUUCCUUUUGGCCUUAACUAUGGAGAUAUUGCUCAAAGGCCGUCGUAUUGAGAGUCAACUGGAACAAGAUGAGCGGCGCAUGUCGGAGAGCACGUGAUAUCAAGAAAUCUAUAAUAUGAAGCUGAAGAGUUUGUGUGUUUGUUUGUAUGACCGCGUCAAACUCAAGAAACACUGGACCGAUUACUUACUUUACUUUAAUUUCAUAAAAAAAAUCUUUCACCGUUGGAUUUUUAUGUAAACCCUGCAUGGUAAAGGCUAUAUAUGUAUCACGGGUAAAGCCGGGGCGAUUCGUUAGUAUGUAGUAUCGCCUGUUCGUGCGAGAGAUUAGUACGCUGAUGAAUUGUAACAAGUUAUAAAAUUGCGUUUGAAGACAUUCCUUAUAAUGGUCUGAUGAUGAAAUAGUUUUUUGAAUCCAUUUGAUUGAUCCAGAGUUUACUGAUCAUUAUUUUUUUGAAAUAUAUGUAUGUUUUGUUUUAUAUUAUUAUGAAGUUGGUGAUGUUGAUAUGCGCCUUUCAAAUAUUUACUUAAGACAUUUUUUUUUCUAAACAUUCAUGCAUCUUGUGAUAUGCUCUUUGUUUUUCCUUGUAAUUGUUUAUAUUUUUCGAAAGUUUGAGAGUUUUUUAGUAUUAAGAUUUGUUCAUAAGAAAAUACUUUCGAAAGUUAAGUAUGAUUAAUUUUCGUUUUAUAAUUAAUUUCUAGUAAUUAAUCAGAUUAAUCAUAAUGGAUUUUGAAAAUUUCACAACAUACAAUAACGUUUUAAUUUUAUAUGUGUACUUAUACAUGUGAAAUAACUGGCUCAUCAAAUUUAUUUAUUUAAGGCUAGAAUCAAUAUCAGAGACAUAUUAACGUUGAUAAAAAGCCAAAUGUAUCCAUGUAUCUUUCAAACAGUUUUAUAUUUUAAUGGUUAGUAUGUUAGUAUAAGUAUCGAUUGUGGGAUACUGUUUAUAAAUACUUUUAUAUGAUAUUAUAUCAUUUUUUCAUUAUAUUAAGCCACAUCAAAUUAUCGAGAAUUAUUAUUAUUAUAUACUAUUAUAUUAGUACUAAUCAAUUGUCCUCGAAUAUUUAGUGACCCGCGGUAAAAUUUAUUAACAGUUUGUGUAUAUAUAUAUAUAUAUAUAAGGGAU
Molecule: messenger RNA, 2676 nt
Organism: Zerene cesonia (dogface butterfly)
Lineage: Eukaryota; Metazoa; Arthropoda; Insecta; Lepidoptera; Pieridae
Product: proton-coupled folate transporter
Exons: 9
Coding region: 201-1649 (482 amino acids)
Biological process (GO): transmembrane transport
Cellular component (GO): membrane
Molecular function (GO): transmembrane transporter activity
Source: RefSeq, a predicted model, not a curated record